UCGGUGGGCCGGCGCCCAGCCGGUGGGAGUGCGGAGGAUGAGGCCGCUGCUGGGCGCUCCCGGCGUGGCGGCGGCCGCUGCGUUGUUGCUGCUGCUGCUGCCCCGGGCCCGGGCGGACGAGCACGAGCACACGUAUCAAGAUAAAGAGGAAGUUGUCUUAUGGAUGAAUACUGUUGGGCCCUACCAUAACCGACAAGAGACGUAUAAAUACUUUUCACUUCCAUUUUGUGUGGGGUCAAAAAAGAGUAUCAGUCAUUACCAUGAAACUCUGGGAGAAGCACUUCAAGGAGUUGAGUUGGAGUUUAGUGGUCUGGAUAUUAAAUUCAAGGAUGAUGUGAUGCCAGCCACUUACUGUGAAAUUGACUUAGAUAAAGAAAAGAGAGAUGCAUUUGUGUAUGCUAUAAAAAAUCACUACUGGUACCAGAUGUAUAUAGAUGACUUACCAAUAUGGGGUAUUGUUGGUGAAGCAGAUGAAAAUGGAGAAGAUUACUAUCUUUGGACCUACAAAAAACUUGAAAUAGGCUUUAAUGGAAAUCGAAUUGUUGAUGUUAAUCUAACUAGUGAAGGAAAGGUAAAACUGGUUCCAAAUACCAAAAUCCAGAUGUCAUAUUCAGUAAAAUGGAAAAAGUCAGAUGUAAAAUUUGAAGAUCGAUUUGACAAAUAUCUUGAUCCAUCUUUUUUCCAACACAGGAUUCAUUGGUUUUCAAUUUUCAACUCUUUCAUGAUGGUUAUCUUCUUGGUGGGCUUAGUUUCAAUGAUUUUAAUGAGAACUUUAAGAAAAGAUUAUGCCCGGUACAGUAAAGAAGAAGAAAUGGAUGACAUGGAUAGAGACCUAGGAGAUGAAUAUGGAUGGAAGCAGGUGCAUGGAGAUGUAUUUAGACCAUCAAGUCACCCACUGAUAUUUUCCUCGCUCAUUGGUUCUGGAUGUCAGAUAUUUGCUGUGUCUCUCAUUGUUAUUAUUGUUGCAAUGAUAGAAGAUUUAUAUACAGAGAGGGGAUCAAUGCUCAGUACAGCCAUAUUUGUUUAUGCUGCUACAUCUCCAGUGAAUGGUUAUUUUGGAGGAAGCCUUUAUGCUAGACAAGGAGGAAGGAGAUGGAUAAAGCAAAUGUUUAUUGGGGCAUUCCUCAUCCCAGCUAUGGUGUGUGGCACUGCCUUCUUCAUCAAUUUUAUAGCCAUUUAUUACCAUGCUUCAAGAGCUAUUCCUUUUGGAACAAUGGUGGCUGUUUGUUGCAUCUGCUUUUUUGUUAUUCUUCCUCUGAAUCUUGUUGGUACAAUACUUGGCCGAAAUCUGUCAGGUCAGCCCAACUUUCCUUGUCGUGUCAAUGCUGUGCCUCGUCCUAUACCGGAGAAAAAAUGGUUCAUGGAGCCUGCAGUUAUUGUUUGCCUGGGAGGAAUUUUACCUUUUGGCUCAAUCUUUAUUGAAAUGUAUUUCAUCUUCACAUCUUUCUGGGCAUAUAAGAUCUACUAUGUCUAUGGCUUCAUGAUGCUGGUGCUGGUCAUCCUGUGCAUUGUGACCGUCUGUGUGACCAUUGUGUGCACAUACUUUCUCCUAAAUGCCGAGGAUUACAGGUGGCAAUGGACAAGCUUUCUCUCUGCUGCAUCCACUGCAAUCUAUGUUUACAUGUACUCCUUUUACUACUAUUUUUUCAAAACAAAGAUGUAUGGCUUAUUUCAAACGUCGUUUUACUUUGGCUAUAUGGCGGUAUUUAGCACAGCCUUGGGGAUAAUGUGUGGAGCGAUUGGUUACAUGGGAACAAGUGCCUUUGUCCGAAAAAUCUAUACUAAUGUGAAAAUUGACUAGAGACCCAAGAAAACCUGGAACUUCGGAUCAAUUUUUCUUUCGUGGGGGUGGAACUUGCACAGCAAAAAAAGCGCAAGAAGAGAUUUGGGCUUUAACACUGGGUACUUUGUGGGUCUCUGUUUCACGGAUGGCUUAAAGUAACACCUAUUUCCAUUGAUCCUAGGUUCUCACUGACUGCUUUCUCCAACUGUUCACAGCAAAUGCUUGGAUUUUAUGCAGUAGGCAUUACUACAGUACAUGGCUAAUCUUCCCAAAAACUAGCUCAUUAAAGAUGAAAUAGACCAGCUCUCUUCAGUGAAGAGGACAAAUAGUUUAUUUAAAGCAUUUGUUCCAAUAAAAUAAAUAGAGGGAAACGUGGAUGCUAAAAUUACAUGAAUAGAAAUCUUCCUGGCACUUAGAGUUUCUACAUUAUUGAAAAAUGAUGUUCCAGAAAGAUUACUUUUUUCUCUUAUUUUUACUGCCAUCAUUAACCUAUUGUGGGACAUUUUUAUAUAUUGAAUCUGGGUUCUUUUUUGACCUUUUUUCUUUCGAUUCAACUGCAUCCUUUUUUUUAAAGAGAGAAUUAAAAAAAUAUAAUUCCUGCAUGUAAUAUAUCUGCUGUCAUCUUAGUUGGACCAACUUCCCAUUUAUUUAUCUUAAAACUAUCCAGUUACAUCUUAAUUCCAUCCAAAGAAGAUACAGUCUGAAGAUAGAGGUGUACUCUCUACAAUGCAAUUUACUGUACAGUUAGAAAGCGAAGUGUUAAAUGGAGAAGAUAUUUGUUUUUAUUAAACAUUUUGAGAUUUAGAUAAACAGCAUUUUAACUGAA
Molecule: messenger RNA, 2609 nt
Organism: Loxodonta africana (African savanna elephant)
Lineage: Eukaryota; Metazoa; Chordata; Mammalia; Proboscidea; Elephantidae
Gene: TM9SF3
Product: transmembrane 9 superfamily member 3
Exons: 15
Coding region: 38-1801 (587 amino acids)
Biological process (GO): protein localization to membrane
Cellular component (GO): membrane
Source: RefSeq, a predicted model, not a curated record